GUAGCCUAUCCUAGUGGGGAGGUGUGGUGAUUGAGCAGCAGGCAAGCCAAUCACAGAGGGCGAAGUGAAGCCAGAGCAGUGGGCUGAAAAUAGAGUGGGGGAGUUAGUAGGUGUCUGCUUGUGUGGGAUCAGGCAAGGGCUUGCCUGUGUAACUAGGGCCACUCGGAAGUUUCCUGUGCAGUUGCUUCAGAGCAGAGCCCUGCCCAAGUACAGAGGCAGGCGGGCAGGCAAAGGGAGACUGAGCUGACCCACAGGGAAACAAAAUUCUGGCCGGCCGGUAAGAGCUCAAAAUGCACUCUUACUCUCUCUGGUGUCUGAGAUGGGAAAAACAAGCUAGAAGAGAAAUAAUGGAAUCUUAAAAGGGGAAGAGAGGGACUUGGCUUGAUUAAGUUCAGAGCGCUUGACCCACUUGCAGAUGGCAUAGAGAUGGAAAACUCAGGCCUGCUGUGUUAAGACAGGCAGACGGACAGACGGCAGGACGGACGGACGGGUGGCGGCUGCGAUUGGCGGCUCGGCGGCAGGCUGGUGGAAAAUGUCGUCGGGAGCAGGUGGGCGGGGAAGACGUGAUGGGAGAGCCUGUGGGGGUGCAGGCGAGGUAGAAGAAGGACCAGUAGGCAUCCCUUUCCCUGAGCACAGUGCUGACCUGCUGGGCAGUCUUAACCGGCAACGGCUAAGUGGGCUGUUGUGUGAUGUGCUUCUCGUGGCUCAAGAAAGACAAUUCCCUGCCCACCGUUCUGUGUUGGCCUCUUGCAGUACCUACUUCCACAAUCUUUUCACCUCAGGCCUGGCUGCUGACCGUCAGAAAGUCUAUGAGCUGGACUUUGUGCGGCCUGAGGCGCUGGCCGCUCUCCUGGACUUUGCCUAUACAGCCACACUUACAGUCAGCCGCAACAGUGUGGUUGACAUUUUAAGCGCCGCCCGUGUGCUGGAGAUCUCACCCGUCCAAGACGUCUGCACACACCUGCUGGACACCAAAGUGCUCUCCCCGCCGGCGGGCAAUGAGCAAGAAGACAAUGAGGAAGAGGAGGAGCGAGGAAAAAAUGGAAAAGAGCAGGGCAUCAGGCUGCGUGCCCGUGAGUACUUGGAGUUCUUCCAGAGGGGGGCGCAUUGGGGUAGCAGCUGCAGCACGCCAGAGCUCAGGGACCUGCCCGCACACCUGCACUUUAGCCAACGCAAUGGCGCUGACAGCAAUGGCAUACCCAUCGGCCCUGCUGACUACUACUCCCCACUGGCCCAGGCCCUAUCACAGCCGCCUCGUGACCCCGAAGACGAAAAUGUGGAUGAGGAGAGCCAAGAUGUAGCUCGAGCUCGAGAGAAAGUUGCAGAGGGUCUGAUGCCCUUUUUUGCUCCCACUCAGAAUGGACAUUACUACCUCCAUCAGGCAGACCCCAAAUCUGAGAGAGAAAUGGAGGUGACAGGUGACAGAGAGCAUAACCAAGGCCCCGCCAGUGCUUUGCUACAACAGAUGAUGGACUCCUUGGAGCGGAAAAGGGAACGGGGCACAACAGGUGGUGGGGGUGAGGACGAUGGGCCUGAGGGUGAUGAGCCAGACGUGGAGUUUUACUUGAAGUACUUUAGUGCGCAACCCGAGGGGCCCACCAGUGCUCCCAUAUCUCCAAGUCUGGCACCACUGUGGCCAGUGAGGGGCAAUGGAGGUGGAAACCAAGCAACUGGAGGGGGUAACAGUGGUGAAAGGAAGAUGCGAUCCAAGGCCUUUCAAAAGUGCCCCAUCUGCUCCAAGGUCAUCCAAGGUGCAGGCAAACUUCCACGCCACAUCCGUACACACACAGGAGAAAAGCCCUAUGAGUGCGCGAUAUGCAAAGUGCGAUUCACCAGGCAGGACAAACUAAAGGUUCACAUGCGCAAGCAUACGGGAGAGAAGCCUUAUCUGUGUACUCAGUGUGGUGCCGCCUUUGCCCACAACUAUGACCUGAAGAAUCACAUGCGUGUGCACACAGGCCUGCGCCCCUACCAGUGCUCCAGCUGUUUUAAAACCUUUGUGCGCUCGGACCACCUUCACCGUCAUCUCAAGAAAGACGGAUGCAAUGGAAUUCCUUCCAGACGAGGCCGCAAGCCACGCAUUCGAGAUUCUGAGCUUCUUGAAGGUCCUCUGGAACUUCAUGGCCCAGAAGCAGACAUCGAAAGAGGUCAGCGGCAUCCGGAUAGGGUCACCAUCAGUCACCAUCAGUCACCAUCAGUCAUGGAGGAGAAUCAUGGUAGUCACACACACAGUCCUGUUGCCGACAGGGAAGGUAGUGAAGAUUUGACCUCGGGACAAAUGGACUCCACAACUACAUGAAUAAAACUUUGUCAGAGAGGGCUUUACUCAAAAACAAGAAGAAUUAUAUGAAAUAAGAAAAAUAAACUUAAAACUACAUGGUCCUCUUUAAAAAAAACACAAAACAAAUCAGGGUGUCACGCAAAUCUAACCUAGUUACAUUUUCCUUCUUUUUUUAGCUUCUUCAUUCCGAAUAGAGACUUAACCACCAAGAUACUGGUCUGUUGGAAGAGCGAAGAGCACUUCAAAUCACUCACCCAUGCUGUCACCAUCUUUCUGGGUCUUUUUGUUGGUGUUUUUAUAAUAAUGGCAUAGCCAUGUGCGUACGAGAAAAAGCUACUAUGCAGUUUAAACAAGUUCCUCAUCUCUGGGUUGCAUCUACUGGGCCUUGUCUUAAAAAGUAAGGUGUCAAACACCAGGCUGACUGCUGCUUCGAGAGGUUAGCUAUGAAUGGUCUAUAAUGUGAUCAAUGCAACCAAUAGAUCUCUUUUUCUAAUGCAACAAGCAACAUGUACAUACACUAUAAAAUUAUAUUGUCUCAGAUUGCAAAAUAUGCAAUGUUCUGAUGCAGCACCUUUUUUCUAAAUGUUCCAGAAAGAAUUGGACAGGGGUUUGAUUUAAAGUGUUACUUUCUCUAUAAACAAGUUUUUUUUUUUAAAGAGUUUAUGUUUAUGUGGUGUAACAGGUUACCAAUCCGAGAUGAAUUCACAUAAGGAGAACUUGUUAAUUUGUUUCUAGCAGGGAGAGGGUAAGACAAGGGAUGAGGUCCUGUGUUUCUAAAGCACUACCUUCAUCUGAUCGCCACUGGGCACAAUCAUGUUAAAUCUUACCUCUCAAAGGCCUGCUUUUCCUUGCAUUUGUUCGCAGGUCUUGCAUUUUACCUUCUCUUAUUUUGGGGAUUGUCUUAAUAUUUUGUUAUUUGAUUUCUCUUUUUGAACUUUGAGUUGACUAUUUUGGGUACUUGACACUUUACAUUUGUAUAUGUGUGUGUAUAUAUUAGGUUGUAAUCUUAUGAUACCCUUUAUAAGAGAUAUAUUACAGAUAGAUAGGGUCACAUCUUCCUUCAGCUUCACUCCAGGUUUCUCACUGCGUUAAGUUUGCAGGGGGAAUAUGCUGUUUGAUGUUUUAGAGCAUUAUAAUUGAGAAACCCAUUUUUUUCCUAAGCUGCACUUAAUGGAACCCAGAAGUUUCCGCCCAAAGUAUGAGUUGUGAUAAAUGUGCUUAAUUUCGAGUCUUUCUAGAGGAGAGUGAAACUGUAUGCAAAAGAUGAGUGAGGGCACUGCUGUUAUACAGACAGUAAGUGGAAAACUUCAGCAGGGAUUCUUUUAUUUGUUCGUUUGGCAGAAGGAGAGAGAAAGAGCCAGGCACCUUUUUAUGCAUUUGCACUGCUUUACUAAAGAUUUCCAAUGGAGAUGUAGAAAUAUCUAUUUAAGGAGACAGUUUGGGUUGAGGAGAUACAAAGUGCUUAUUCGAGUAGUCAAAGGGACCAGAGAAAAGAAAACUGAAAGAACCUGAGCGAUAAGGUGAGCAAUAAAAUAAUGUUCAAGUCUAAAUAAGCACACAGCUGUAGUAGAGUAAGGGAGAGGGUUUAGUUUUUAGUAGCUGAAACUUAAACUUCAUCAAUUAAUGCAAUGUAUAUAAAUGCAAAGUAGUAUAAUAUAUACAGACUUCUAAUCUUUUCACAAUGCAAAUCAUUGGCCAAAGUUUUGAAAGCAAGUGUCCUGAAAACGAGACCUUUAAUUUAAAAUAAUAUGUGCUUUCUUGCACUAUUGGAAGUGGGUGCAGCAAGAUCCUAUGGCCACAUCAGAGCAGGAUGACUCACUGAGAGGGGCCUGGAGCGUCAGCAUGCACUUUGUGGGCACGUCAAGACAGGCUCCCCCAAAAUCCAGCCGAAUAGGUGCUUUGGUUAAGUUAGGACUCUCUUUUAAAUAAGGUAUGUGUGAGGGCAAGAAUUGACAAAGGCAGAGCCGAUGAAGUGGCUGAUUGGAAAGAAAUUUUCCAGGCACAUGCAUCCUAAAAGCAGGCUGUGAUCCUUGCUAAGUCUUUCAAGUGGAUCAUUGUGUAUACGAUUGCUGUGGAUGAACAGUUUUGAGGAUGUAAUUUUGUGGCAUCAUUCCUUCUGCAGUGCUGUACCCUGUUUGUUGGCCUUUUGCACCUUAAAGAAGAAAGAUUUGAAUGCACUUUGUUACUUAGAAGGGCACUUUUUAGAAACGGGUACUUUCAAACAAAACUAGCAAAUGUGCUAAACCUAAAAAGGCCCAUCCGAGUGGUGAUACCUUUUUUUUUUAAAAAAAUAGCAAUUAUUAUUAUUUUGGCUUGUUCGUAUACGUUCCAUUUGUUUAAGUCUUGACACCAAGCUGCCAAAAAAGUGCACAGUCCUUGAAGAGAAAGUACAGGGUGUAGAUUUUGUUCCAGUUUUUGAUUGAUGACGUUUAACUUUGGAAAGGAUCAUAAAAGAUGGUUAUAUAUUUAGAUAAGGAUAUAUGUGCAGAUGCAUAAUGAUUAAUUGCACUUGAAGCUGAUUGAAAAGUUCUCUAUGUUGUCUUAAUACAGAUGAGCGUAAAGAUGUGGCAGCAUCUGCAGGGAUUAUUGUCUAAGAUCUACAACUACAGUUUCCAUUUAAACCAUCUAUAUUCUGUCAAUGACUUUUAAUAUGCUGAGUUAGGCUGGUCAAAUGCUGUGUUCUGUUUAAAUUUGUUGUUGACGGCCACACCCUUAGCAUCACACUACUGUAAGUUUUUGUGUGACUGGACGCCACGGCAGAAUUAAUCCUUCUGGAAAUUCCAGUGUUUUCACACCCCAAAACACUCAGUUAAUAAUACAUCACAUGCCUGCAAGCGUUUGUGUGGUAACACAUUGACCUAGACCAUCUCUUAUCAGUUUUCACUCAUCUCCUCUGAUCAUCAAAUAGUUCACGGUAGCUUUAGAUUUGAUUUUUCGGGGAUGUUUUUGUCCUUAUGCCACAACCCAAAUUUAUCUUCCCUCAUUACAAAAACAGAAGUUGGAGUGGAAUUGUUGUGGAAAAAGCCUACUUGAGUUCCCUUUCUGUCUAUAGUUUUUUUUCUGUGAUAUUGAGUGAGAAAUGUUAAACUUCGUAAUGCUUUUUUUGAUUUUGUUGAAAAAUAUGUUGCUGCGGCUUGUUUGUUUUUCUAGUAAAAAUAAUGCUAGCUGUGUUUGUGGGUUUUAGGGUUAAAUGGUGGUGGAUUAUAGGGAGGGUUUGGUGGGUGGGAGGGCACGGGAGGUACAAACCCUGAUAGCACUGGAAAUGGUGCUUUAGCUAAGAAAGAGUUUUUGCACUAAAAGUCACUCAUGUCCUUGUCCUUGGAGGAGGGGGACCAGAGAACUGGGCAAGGCCUUUGAGUUUCUGUGAACACAAAGUCUGUUUAAUCUCCACUUCACUUCCCUGUACUUACAUCUGCAAUUAACUCUUUGAAAACCAAAGUAGGGAAAGACUAGGAUUACUUUAGACAGUUCUUGACCACAAAAGGAAAAGAGGGAAAUCCAAAAAAAAUUUGACAACAGCGUAAACAAAAUCAUUUCCAAGACGAGUGUAGGUCAAGAGUCCAAUGCAACUCCAACAGAAAUAAGCAGCUUGAGGAAAGACACAGUAUUCACAGAAUGGCUUAUUUCCAAUGGUUAACAGGAUCAAACCCUAAGCAUCUGUGUCUACGUAGCAGUUUGGUGGAGUUAUUAGAGGUCUUUGUGAGUUCACACAGACUCAUUGGUUUGGUCUGGAUGUAAGCUUUGUUCAGUGGGUCCAAAAAGGAAUCGUGGCAGAGUCUUGAAGCUUGACAAGUUGAGAAGAAUUGUGUAGAGAAUGUGCCUUAACCUAAAAAGGAGAUUGGGAGAAUUCUUCAAAAGAUGGCUUCCAUUCCAGCUUCCCAAUUAAUUCUUGAAUACUUGUGUUUUAUGUGUGAACAUUUCUGAAGAAAGGUUGCAGAAUCUUUGUUCAGAGAUUGUCUAAUGCACCUCAACUUGUAAAUACAACUAGUUAAAAUUGUCUCCUGGGUUGAUUGCUGAUUGAUCUUUCAUUUAGCGCUGCUUAUUGCUUCUGCCCUUAUUUCGGGACUCCGCUUCCAGACACUACAGUGGGAGUGUCUAAAAGAAAACCCAUUUCCAUGACUUCAGAAGCAUCCUGUUUGUAAUAUCCAAAUCUUAAUCUAUUUUGUUUUCCUUGUUUAACUUAUUGGCCAGGAUGUCAAACAAUAAUUUAAGAUUACAAUGACAGUGAUAACCGUAAUAAUCAUAGAGGUUUAUCUUAUUGCAAGAUUUAGAUGUUCUGUAGAUGCUCUGGCUGGGUGGAAGCACAGCUUGCUGAGGGUGAUACAAUGCAUGGCUAGAUCCGCACAGUUGUUCUCACCUGAUCCACUGCUGUUUGAUGCCCAGUGGGCAUGUUGCACAAGGAGAGCGGCUCAUGGGUGGUGGGUACUAGUUUGCACAGAUUGGGGAGGGUGGGUAGCGUUUUUGUGCAGGUCGGGCAAGGGAACUGUGUCUUAAGAAGGGGCUUUGGAAAGCCUUGUCAGGUAUUGCUGUGCCAUGUGUACCUAAGGAAUUUAUAGCCAUCUACUUCUUUGACUGCCUCAGCUGGUUAUGUUUCACUGAUCAAGGAGAUGUUCUGGAGAGCAGAUGUCAGAGGCUGUUGUAGGAGGCAGGGGGAUUUGGGGAUUAUGGGCCAUUGUCUAUGCUUCUCAGGUUAAACAGUCACGGCAGUCCAUGUCCACUUUUGUUAUUUGGUUUAAGCUCAAAUUUUGCCUUCUGUGUAAUCAAAGCUUUAUUGUACUGAGAGUACACCAACCGAAUAUAUAUUAUGAGUUUUGAAGGUGAUAUCGAAAAGCCAACUACCCAUGUGACCACAACACCCUCACUUUUUUGUUUUGCCUAAUAACUGUAUGUUCUUUUCUAGCGUAGAAAAAUAACGGCAGUGUUUCAAGACAUGUUUUUACCAUUCUAGAACAGCGAGUAGGGCUGUAUUGUCUUUGAAUGAGGCCAAGACAGCAGUGAAUUGUGGGAUUGAGACAUCAAGUCUAAUCUGCUCACAAGUCAAGGAUGCAUUCCAUAACUUCCUCUAAAUAGUUGUUAGAACGAACAGAUGCCGGUAGACGGAAAUGAGGUGGUUUUUUACGUUUGUUUCUUUUUCCUCUACCUAGAACGUGCAGGGAAGGGAGCGUGUUGGGCUUCACAAAGCCAUCAAGCUGAAAGCAGUUUUGUGAUUGUAACAAAAAAAAGCACUUUGCGAAAGGCCAUCCAGAAUAUUGUGUGCUGUCUCUUUUGAUUAUUACUGUUGUUGUUUUUGUUUUCAAUUUGUUGAUGAGUUUUGUUAUCUCGUUGUGGAUGUAAUGAUUUAUUUAAAUGCAAAAACUACAUGAAAAGAAAAGAAACUUGAACAUGCGAUAUAUUUGGGUUGAAGUCCAUUUGAACUGCCGCCCCGUACCACACAGAUCUCUGGAAACACAUGCAACAAAGAAUGGCACGUUCAAGUUGUCGUACAUUUUCUUUUCCUUUUUUGCCAUUUUAAAACCAAAUUUCAUCACAAGGACUUUUCAAAGGACAUUUCUCCCUGGGUUUCCAUUGUUCUGCAAGAUGCUUUGUAGACGAAUACAGAAUUUAUAAGAUAGAAAUGUAAGAUCUAGAAAUUGGGGUGCAACUACCCCAAAUAACAUCCAGUAAAACGCUACAGAUACUCAACUUGCAAUAGACCCUGUCCAAGGCAGUCAGGUUUGGACCAUUUAUACUACUUUCCUGCAUAUGGACAACAAAUACUCUCUCUAAUUACCUUCAUUCUAUGUUGUUAGACGGUAAACUAUAUUUUCCACAUUGUUUUUGCAUAAAAUGUAAGAGUUUUUAAGGGACUCAUCAUAUACUCUAUUCCAAACCAUCAUCUCUUGUACGUUUCACAUUUCUUGUAUUAAAUCUGUAAGCUUAAUUCAUCAUGUGGGCAAUAGCUGAAUGGACGCAAGCUCUGCACAAAAAACUGUAAUUCCUUUAUCUUGCUUUGGGGGCACUUUUUAACACUUUGGGGCGGCAGAAAAUUCCCAGUGUCUCAGGCUUGGACCACAGAAACCCUUUUUUGUUUUUUUGUUAAUUCAAUUCCUGUUUCUUUCCAUUGUUUGUCUGUGUGUGUUGAAGCUAUUGAGAUGUACAGGAGAAUUUGGGAGAAUUUGCACUUUUGGCGAUGAAAUGAAUUUGUAUUGUAUAUGAGACCACUAAAUCUACAUCGUCUAAAUCAGACAAUUCCAUGUUGUUUUCCUUUUUCAUUUUAUUCUUUUUUUCUUUUAUUUUUACAAAGUAUAUCCAAAAAUGUCUGACGUUUAAGAAAUUUAAGACAUUUCUAUUAAAAACAGAAUGUUUACGACC
Danio aesculapii is the source of this 8632-nucleotide messenger RNA. It is a transcript of the gene zbtb7a, whose product is annotated as zinc finger and BTB domain containing 7a. The record is from RefSeq and is a predicted model, not a curated record. Gene Ontology annotation, molecular function: RNA polymerase II cis-regulatory region sequence-specific DNA binding; protein binding; DNA-binding transcription factor activity, RNA polymerase II-specific. The transcript has 4 exons. Gene Ontology annotation, biological process: regulation of transcription by RNA polymerase II. Lineage: Eukaryota; Metazoa; Chordata; Actinopteri; Cypriniformes; Danionidae. Bases 533 to 2299 code for a protein of 588 amino acids.